Messenger RNA from Oenanthe melanoleuca, 1392 nucleotides. It is a transcript of the gene ASB18, whose product is annotated as ankyrin repeat and SOCS box containing 18. Bases 1 to 1362 code for a protein of 453 amino acids. Gene Ontology annotation, biological process: intracellular signal transduction. The record is from RefSeq and is a predicted model, not a curated record. The transcript has 5 exons. Lineage: Eukaryota; Metazoa; Chordata; Aves; Passeriformes; Muscicapidae. Gene Ontology annotation, molecular function: protein binding.
AUGGACUAUAAAAGCCUGGCUAUCCCCCCAGGCAGGGCCUGCACGCUGGACAGCACUGGGAUGUCACCAGCAGCUGUGACAGCAAAGCUGAGGAUUUCCUCCAGACUGGACCCAGAGCAUCCCUCAGCACCUCGUGCUCCCAUUGCCAGGUUUUACACAGCCCUGGUCAAGGGGGACCUGAGGAGCCUCCAGGUCCUGACUGAGAGGUACCACCUGGAUGUCAACCUGGUCUUUGAGAUCAGCAGGAACGAGCUGGAGUGGCAGGUGAAAAGCCAAGCCUCCUAUGGACUCUCAGGGCUGUGGGCGCUGCAGGAGCGGCAGGAGCUCAGCUCCCCGCUCUGCCUCGCCGCCCGCCACGGGCACUCCGAGUGCCUGCAACACCUCCUGCGCCGCGGGGCCGACCCCAACCUGGCCCCGGGGGGACAGGGACCCCUGCACCAGGCCUGCCAGGGCGGGCACAGCCUCUGCGUGGAGCUGCUGCUGGAGCACCGAGCCGACCCCAACCUGCAGAGCGACGAGGGGCUGGCCCCGCUGCACCUGUGCACCAGCCCGGGCUCCCUGCGGUGCGCCAGGCUGCUGCUGCGGCGCGGGGCGGCCGUGGAGCUGCCGGGCGGGGCGGGAGGGGACACGGCGCUGCACGUGGCCGCCAGGCAUCGCCUGUGGCACCACGCCCGGCUCUACCUGCGGCGCCGCGCCCGCCCCGACGCCCGCAACGCGCGGCAGGAGACGGCGCUGGGCAUCCUCUGCGGCCACCCCCCGGCGGCGGGGGACGACUCCCGGCAGCUCUUCCAGCUGCUGGCUGCCCACGGGGCCGACGUGGAGGCCCGGGACGAGAGCUGGAGGAGCCCCCUGCACCGGGCGUGCGGGGUGGCCAACGCGGAGCUGGCGCGGCUGCUGCUGCGGCGCGGGGCCGACGCCAACGCCAUCGACUACGACGGCGUGUCCCCGCUGGGCUGGGCCCUGCGGGGGGCUGCUGGCCACAGGGAGCUGCGCCCCCACCUCACCGUGCAGCUGCUGCUCAACCACGGCUCCCGGAGGAUAUGGCCCCACGCCUUCGUCAAGGUGCUGAAAUCCUGCGCGGCCGUGCCGGAGGUCAUCGAGGUGCUCUUCAACUCCUACUCCCAGAUCCCGGUCUGCCAGGAGUGGGCCAAGGCCGUGCCACAGGAGGUGUUCCAGCAGCACCGGGUUUUCUACGAGUCGCUGCUGGCGCUGGCGGGCACAGCGCGCUGCCUGCAGCACUGGUGCCGCUCCGCCCUCCGCAGCACCUUGGGCAGCCGCUGCCACUCCCUCAUCCCUCUGCUGCCCGUGCCCAAGGCCCUGCAGGACUUCCUGCUGCUGGAGCCCCAGGGAGUCGUGCUGUGAGGGGCCACAUCCAGGUGCAAUCCUUCCAUG